Messenger RNA from Panonychus citri (citrus red mite), 1390 nucleotides. RefSeq names its product trichoplein keratin filament-binding protein-like. The coding region runs from base 179 to 1189 and encodes 336 amino acids. The record is from RefSeq and is a predicted model, not a curated record. The transcript is spliced from 2 exons. NCBI's taxonomy places the organism in Eukaryota, Metazoa, Arthropoda, Arachnida, Trombidiformes, Tetranychidae.
UAAUUGUCUCUCUAGUUAAUUGUUCAUCAUCUAAAUUGCUUCCAUAAUACUGUUGGUAUUGCGAUAAUUUACUAGUUAACCAAUGAUUUCAACUCGGUGUUAAUUUAUUCUGUGUGAUAGAAACUCAGUUUCUAACUUUGAACUUGUGCUUUUUUGUUGGUCCGUUGCUUUUGUUACCAUGGCCAAUAGGCCUUGGUAUUAUGUCAAAGGUCAUGGUAAUCGGGAAAACAUUGAAAGGUUAAUUGCUACGAAAAGAGAGCAAGAUGAUAAUCGGUACCAAUUAAGGCGACAAAAUAGUGAUUAUUUUGAUAAAUGGCAACGACAAAAUGAAUGGAUUGACCGGAAAGGCUUCAAAAAGUCAUCAUUGAACAAGAGCACUGGGAAUCUUAAUGUCGGUGAAAAAGUCCGAAAAUCGGCCGUUUUUAAAGUACCUUAUGACCUUGAUUAUGAGCCCGUUGAUUAUGGACCUAAAAAGAUUGAAGAAACGAUCAGUUCAAAGCGGUUAACGGCCUGUCAAGACGUUAAGGCUCUACUGGAACAUAUUAUCGCCGCCGAAAAAGAAUCAAAAAAAUUGGAAGAUGAGGAAACCUUUCUAACGAAACAAUUAGAGGAUUUACUUUUCCUUCGGCGACAAUUAAAAGAUAAACAAGAAAACUGGACAAUUCGAGAGGCUAAACUGUAUUAUAAACGUUUCGCUAAAGAUAAAUUACGAUUGAAAACUUUUCUCAUCUGUGAACAAUUAAGUAAUUAUAAGAUAAUUGUUGAGAGUUUAUCCAAAUCUGUGAACACACUUUCCAUCAAUGAUAAAGAGAAACAUGAAUUAAUUGGGCUAAUUAGAAGUUCUCUUGACAUAAUCAACAUGUAUUUGGAUGUUAAUUACAAACGUAAUUGUGAAUCGAUUCCCUUAUUCAAUGAAGAAGCUGAGAAAAAGUUAAUUAGCCAGGAAACACUUUGGGAGCGAGAACGAUCAGUUUGGUACAAUUUGGUGCUUCGAGUGAUGGAAGCGUUUUUCACAAUUAACAAAUGUAAACUCGAGGAUAAUCUUGAUUGUCAGGAAAUUCUGAGAGAGAAACGAGUUGAUUUAUUGAAUCGAAUGAAAAAUUUACAGGAAAAAUUUAAAAUCGAUUCAGAUUUGGCUUCAAUUCUUAAUCAAAAUUUGAACCAUUUUCUAAUUGAUGUUAAAUUUUGAUUGUCCCUCAAACAUAAUCAUCAACUAAUAUGACAAUUUAAUUUAUAAUCAUCUUAAUUAUGUGAUAAUCACAAUCUCGCAAUCAAACUUUACAUAACAAUUGAAAUUGUAACCCUGAUUUUCAAGCAAUAUUUGUAAACUUUUUUAAUUAUUUACCUUAAUUUAUUUCAACGAUUGACGUUUUGCAAUAAACAGUUUUUU